Molecule: messenger RNA, 2577 nt
Organism: Suillus discolor
Lineage: Eukaryota; Fungi; Basidiomycota; Agaricomycetes; Boletales; Suillaceae
Exons: 13
Coding region: 1-2577 (858 amino acids)
Source: RefSeq, a predicted model, not a curated record
AUGUCUAGGACAGAACUAGAACACAAGGAUGAUGAAGCGAUCAUUCCAUUCCGCGACUCCCUGCAUUUCUCUGACCAUCCUGUUCCCCGUCAUCUCACCAGCUCGCAGAAAAGGGCCAAUCAAUGGCGCAGAUGGUCAGAAGACAUCAUUCUGCGCAUGAUAGUGCCCUAUCUAUCUUAUAUCGAGGAGACUUUAUCGCUACGCCAUGCCAACAUACCAGGAGAACACCAUUCAAAUGAUGGAGAGUGCGGCACUGGGUGCAGAACUCGUAGUAUCAAGGUUGCAUGUGUACUUUUCGACGCUUUCGAAGGAAUCACCAUCAUCGCCUGUCCUUGUUUUCCCGCCCCGCUUCAGCUUCUUCGUCGCGGCCUUUUUCCAUGUGCGCCCAUGGUUCCAUCUCUGGCAUUCGUUCGCCUCCUCUUCAUUCGUCAGUCCCCCAACCAAACUGCUUGGUGCGAUGCUCUGGAGACCUUUCUUGAUGGAAUGAGGUACAAGUUGACAUCAAAGAAUAGCUUGCGGCAUCGCUUCAGCAAUGCAUUUCACUGGUACUGGGUCUUGACUGUGUUGGCUCGGGAUCACAUCUCUACCCUCAUUACUGAUGCCCGGAAGGACGGUUCUUGUGUGGACCAGCCUAGUGAGUAUCUUCGUUCACGGUGCCCACUCUGUUUCGGAGGGAACGAUUGGCGAAAUGAAGUGAGAGGUUCUCCUUCCAUGCCAAAUAUUAUUGUUUGCAUUGACGUGUGCUUCACACAAAAACAUUCCACAAAUCCUCAUGGUGCUACUGGCAACGAUCCUCCUAACCCAACAUUGUGUCGUGGAGAAAGUCGUCAAGCAAGGGCCUCCAGGGCGGAGCCAGACAAAGAUUGCUAUGAAGAGGGCAUGCAUGUACCAGUGUCAGUCUUGAACGGGUGUGGAGACUCUUUCAUCACUGCAGACAAAAAGCGAGAGAAGGCAAGUACUCGCUUCUUUAUUGAUACAGGCCUGAUGGCCUUGCUUUGUAGACACGAUCGUGUACUGUGGGUCGCGAACCUCACAUCGGCGGGAGAAAAACAACACUAUGCACUUGCUCUAUUGGACCGGUUGUUUAAACAUCUCCCUGCUCAGAUGACCAUUGGGCUUCUAUAUGACAUUGGAUGCCAGCUCGAAUGGAGCUGUCGCAAGUGGAAGUUUAUGGACAACUCUAUUCUAUCUCGCAUUGCGUUUUCUGUUGCCAUAUUCCAUGCCUAUGGUCACCAGUGGCCUUGUCAGAUCAUCUACCACCCCAGGAAGCAAGAAGGAUUUGGACUGUCUGACGGUGAAGGAUGCGAACAACUGUGGAGUUUCCUCAAGCCCCUCAUCCCCUCCUUGCGUGUUUCUGGGUUUAAUCAGCGGCUUUUCGUCCUCGACACACAAAUUCGUCAUCUGGACUCGAAAUCAUUACAAGGGUUUGAACAUUGGCUCCAUCGGCGCUGGAUCCACUGUCAAAUGAAGAAAAACGGUGCACUGGACAGUUUACAUGACUUACAGGUGGACGAACAUAUGCUUUGUGUAGAAUGGAAGGCUCAGGUUGAUCACCAGACGAAACCUGCACCACGACAAUCUAGAAACAAGGCAGCGGAGGUUAUUACUACCGUCCUAGCACUGGAGAAGACCCUAGAAGCUCAGGAGGCUUCUAUCUGUGAGCUCGAGAUGCAGCUCCAUGCUGCGCUUGGAACAGAGUACAAGGUCAACCUGGAGAAGAUAAAGAAGGAUAUUUAUCUUACGGUUCGCUUGAAUGCCCUUGCAGUCAAAACUCGUAUUCGCGACUGCCUUCGUCAAUGCAAGUUUGAGUUGGAGAGACUUGAGAGAUCAUACAGAGCAACAAUCAAUGCUGAGCACAAGCUUCAUGCCAAUACUCAGCAGUCGAUCAAGCGGCGAGAGCCUGGCAUCCUCAAAUUAGUUUCAAUGUACAAUGGUUUGUGUUCCCAACUACGAUCUCUUAUAUGCCAGUGUCAAGCACCUCCUUAUGCUGUUAUGCCUCACAUCAUCCUGCGUGAUGGCAUCUUUCUGCUUGAUGUUGAUGAUGACACUAUAGUGCCGCCAGCAUGGCUAUCAGAUGAUGCCGUUGAUCGGUGUAUGGAGGAGGAAGCUCAACUGAUGCGUGAGAGGGCUGUCAUUCAAGAAUGGAUGUUGGCGGAGUGGGGGGCCAUAAGAGGUGCCUCGAACAAUGCAGGUAUUGACGUUGCAGUGACAGACACAGUCAUAUCUUUCCACCUUCGGUCUUGUGCAGAUGAACUCAUCAACAUAUGUGUAGUCUGGAAGAAAAAGGUUCAGUGUAUUCCUUGCACAUGGCCAGCAGCUUGUGAUCAAGUGCAGUCAUCAUUUCGUGAUGAGGAUGAUGCCGAGAGUGUGGAAGGGGAGGAAGGUGAUUGUGAGGGAGACCUGGAAUAUGGUGAGAUCGGAGAUGAGGAACUGAUGGAUGCUAUUGAAGACAUUGCACUAGCGGACGAGUACAGGUAUGAUCACAGUAAUGAGUUAUUGGAUGACACGGAUGACAUUGAUGAUCACUUUAUGCCUUCCUCCCCUAUUAAAUUGUCAAAUAAAUGUCGGUGCAUAUAG